UUCUUAAUCUCUUGGUAGUCUCUAUCACUUAACAGUUGUCAGAUUGAGCUUACCUAUAAUUUCAAAACGCUCCUUUAUUGUGAUGCAGGUUGUGGAAAAUCACCAAAUUUGAAUCAUUUAAUAAUAGCAGCCACAAAAGUCACAAAAAUCUUUCAGCAUGAUUAUAUGAAAAAUGUGCCACGUGAUGCAGGUCAUACACAGCUACAAAAUAGUGUAACAAAUAAUUCAAAUGGAUUAACUUUACUGGAGUUACUGGUUGGUGGUGAUGUAUGUAUAGUGAAUGAUGAAAUCGACGGUGUAUUUGUUAAGUGGGGUAUUUACAAUAAGGAACUGACGGCAGAAAUUUCGAUAUUAUGUUCAUUAUUCGAUGGUACUAAUGGAUUAUCCCGAUUAACAUCACUUCCAACAACUGAAAUAAAUGGAGCUAGGUUAUCAAUUUUAGGCGGUACAUCAGGCACACAUUUAGCUAAUGUUUUGAAACGUUGGUCGAAUGGAAAUGGUCAAGAUGGUUUGUUUAGUCGUAUGAUGUUUUUACCCGUGUGGUAUAAAUCAGCAGUUUGUCCAAAUGAUUUGAAAUUUGCUCAUGCUGGUAUACCGUCGUUUAUUCAUGUUUUUCUUGUUUGCCACUUACUUGGAUCAAUAGAAUAUCGCUUCGAUACCAUUGAUGAAUCUCACAUAUCAACAACAGCAAGCACAAGAGCAGAUGGAAGCGUUGAUGGUAAUAGUGCUUAUUGUUAUGUAUUUAAUAAGGUUGCUGGUCAAACUGAUAUAUUGCUUCACCCGCAAUGUAAAGAUUUGCCACCACAUAUUGUAUCAUUUUAUGCUAAAGUAAAUGAUAUUUAUCCACGUAUUUGUGUGUUACUUAAAUUAUAUAAGAACAUUAUGUCCGUUUUAACUGAAUUACAGGAUAUUAUUGAUUUUGACGAUGAUUUUCGAGAAAAUGGUGCUGAUACAGAAAAAUUUAUAGCUGCAGCAGUUAAAGUGCUUAAUCAAUUAUUCUUAUCGACAGCGGAGCAAUCCGAGAAAUCCGGUAUGUAUGGUAUUAUUGUACUGACUCAUCAGAUCCUUGCUAUACAUGUUUUAAUUUGUACAGGUAUGCCAGUUCUAUAUGUUGAUAGAGAAACAUGUGAACAAGCAUGGAUGUAUUAUUUAUUUAUCUUCAAUUCAAUAAAGUCAAUAUUUAAUCUUGAUACGAUAGUGCCUAUAAAUGGUUCACCGCGUGAACAACGGCUGAUCGAUCCUGAUUAUUGUAGAAGAAUACUGUCAUUUCCUUAUACAUUCUUUUCAAUAACAAUGAUAGCUAGUUACGAUCGCCAUGAUGUAAAAAGAAGUGGACCAUGUAAAAAACAUCCAGAGCGAUUCCAUGAGUGUGCUCAAGCGUUGAUUGACGACGGUCUAUUAUUCAGAGAAAGAUUUAUUGCUACUUGUGAAAUAGCUUAUCAUAAAGUUCCACCACCAACAGUCUCUACGCCAAGGUCUUAUGAAGAAAUUGAUAUGGAACGGAAAUUAAAUAAAUGGGGUAUGACAUUAUCUGAGUAUCGAAAAAUUCACCUAAAAUCAUGCUCAGUUAAGAAAUUGACAGAUUUUGCUUCGAAAUUUAUGGUAAAACGUUACAAACAAUAUUAUCAAGAUUUUCCAAAAUAUAUAAAUAAUGAAUGUGUUCGACAAGAUGUUGAUUCUUUAGUUCAAGACGGUUUGCUUGUACAAGAAGUUGUUAAUGGUGAAUUAACAUUUUCUUUAAAGGCAAUUAACCAAGUUUCUCCUAAGAAUAAUUCCUUACAAACGGUCUUAUCCAACAAUAAUAAUAGUAAUAACAAUCAAUCACUAUCAACAGAGACAGUAGCUACUGCAUCAACUAUUGAAGUAACGGUGUCACCUGAUACUACAACAUUAUUACAACAACAACCGAUGAAUUCCCUAUCAACUGAGCCGAUAACUGAAACACAAGAUUCUAGUUUAAAUUACACAUCUGCAUUAAAUGUUACAACAACGCUAUCAAAACAAACAGUAGAUCCUUCGUCUCAAAAUCCAAUGUUGCUGUCAUUACUUACUUCAAAAUCAGAUUUAUCUGAAAGGAAUCAGUCUAGUCAAGUAUCGCAACAACUUGUGAGUUGGUCUGAUACAACUUUUGAGCAAAGCGAUAAUAUCACACAAAAUAAAUUUGUGGUAGCCGCACCAACGAAUGUAAAUGUCAGUGAAGAACAACAUACGUCAGCAAUCAUGAUAGCUAAUAUGCAACAAGAAGAAGUUAAUCAUACUCCUAAUGCUCAAUUAAAUGAUAUGGAAAAUAAUGGUGAUGAAUCAGAUAAUUAUCAAUUAGCCAAUAUUGGUAAUAGUUCAACAGUAAUUGUUGGUCAACCAGCAAUGAUUAUUAAUGCAGAAGAACUAUUAAAAAUAAUGCAUGACAAUCAACAAGUGGUAGUAAAACAAUCUGCACAUAAAAGUAACAAAGCACAAAGUGUUAUCGAUGAUAAAAAUAACAACCGUAAAAGAAAGGAUAAAAAAAAGCUGAAUGAAGCAGAAAUUCAAGAAAUUCUUUAUAAUAAAAUAUUAAUACUAAGUUCACCGAUUAUAUCUAUGAAAAGUAAUACGAAUAAUCGUGUCUUAACAUCAGCUGGUGCUGUUAAAUUAUUCCCAUUAACGCAGUCGAUUACCGAAUAA
Didymodactylos carnosus is the source of this 2661-nucleotide messenger RNA. Lineage: Eukaryota; Metazoa; Rotifera; Eurotatoria; Philodinida; Philodinidae. The record is from the annotation of a GenBank genome assembly.